This is a messenger RNA of Ipomoea triloba (trilobed morning glory), 2824 nucleotides long. Its product is annotated as THO complex subunit 5B-like. The record is from RefSeq and is a predicted model, not a curated record. Gene Ontology annotation, cellular component: THO complex part of transcription export complex. NCBI's taxonomy places the organism in Eukaryota, Viridiplantae, Streptophyta, Magnoliopsida, Solanales, Convolvulaceae. Gene Ontology annotation, biological process: mRNA export from nucleus; positive regulation of DNA-templated transcription, elongation. Bases 96 to 2537 code for a protein of 813 amino acids. Gene Ontology annotation, molecular function: mRNA binding. The transcript is spliced from 8 exons.
AGAGAGCAGCUGAAAAUUUGAAGUGCUUAAGAUUCUCAGGUCUCGAAGGAGGAGGAGGAGAUCGAGGCGGCGAGAGAGCUGCGCCGUCGGAGCAGAUGGACGCUACGAUGGCUGAGCCAGGCGAAAUACUGCCGGAGCGGAAGCCGGAGAAGUCUCCGUACGAAGUUCUUCGGCAGAGCAAAGCUUCGGUGGAGGAGAUCGUUUCAAAGAUGCUCUCACUGAAGAAGGAAGGCAAGCAAAAAUCCGAGCUCCGAGAGCUCGCGACUCAGAUUUUUCUCAACUUCGUUACUCUCCGCCAGGCAAACCGUUCCAUAUUGCUUGAGGAAGAUCGAAUAAAAGCAGAAACAGAGCGUGCAAAAGCACCAGUGGACUUCACAACACUGCAGCUUCACAACUUAAUGUAUGAAAAAAGUCACUAUUUGAAAGCUAUAAAAGCUUGCAAAGAUUUCAAGUCAAAGUAUCCUGAUAUUGAACUUGUUCCUGAGGAAGAGUUCUUUAGAGAUGCACCAGAGGAGAUUAAAAGUUCUGUGAUGUCAAAUGACAGCACACACAAUUUGAUGCUCCAGAGACUCAACUUUGAACUACACCAGCGCAAAGAACUAUGUGAAUUGCGUGAGAAACUGGAACAGCAAAAGAAGACACUUCAGGGGAUCAUAGCCAACAGAAAAAAAUUCUUGUUGAGCCUCCCAUCACAUCUGAAGUCACUUAAGAAAGCAUCCUUGCCGGUUCAGAAUCAACUAGGAGUUCAGCACACAAAGAAAUUAAAGCAACUGCAUUCUGCAGAAUUGCUUCCCCCGCCUCUCUAUGUUAUAUAUUCACAGUUACUGGCCCAGAAAGAAGCCUUUGAAGAGAAUAUAGAGAUGGAGAUUAUUGGGAGUGUGAAAGAUGCUCAAGCUGUUGCCCGCCAGCAGGCGACUAAAGACACUGCUAAAACUACCAGUGUUGAUAGUUCCAAGUUAGAUGAGGAUGUGCCUGAUGAGGAAGAUGAUGGACAAAGGAGAAGAAAACGUCCUAGGAAGGUUCCAAGCAAGGAGAGUUUAGAUCACUCAGGAAUAUAUCAAGCGCACCCUCUUAAAGUCAUCCUUCAUGUUCAUGAUGAUGAGACUCCUUCAACACCCACAAAACUUGUAACUCUUAAAUUCGAAUACUUGAUGAAGUUGAAUGUGGUAUGUGUUGGAGUGGAUGGUUCACAAGAGGAUAUGGGCAAUGACAUUUUGUGCAAUUUGUUUCCUGAUGAUACUGGCCUAGAGCUUCCUCAUCAGUCAGCCAAGAUGAUUGGCAAUUCGGUUGAAUUUGAUGGAACAAGAACUUUGCGGCCUUACAAGUGGGCCCAGCAUCUUGCAGGGAUUGAUUUUUUGCCAGAGGUGUCACCAUUGCUAGGUGGCUCUGAAAGCUCAAAUGAAGAAACAGCUAAGCAGUCUACUGUUAUAUCUGGUCUGUCACUGUAUCGUCAGCAGAAUCGAUUGCAAACAGUUGUGCAAAGACUUCGUGCUAGAAAAAAGGCUCGACUGGCUCUUGCGGAGCAGUUUGAUUCUCUAAUGAAGUUGGAAUGGCCAGUUAUCACCUGUAAAAGUGUGCCAUGGACCUCACAUAACCCUCGUUGCAGUUUGCAUGGCUGGUCAUCUCUUGGUUCAGCAUGCAAUGAAGCAUCGUCAGUUCCUGCUGUGGAUGCAGAAAAGGUCCAGGGUCCUGAUGUUUCAAUGGAGGUAAGAUCUGAUACUUCAAAGGAAGAGGUUGAAAACACAAGAGAGGAUGGGGAACUUCCGUCCUUAACUUUGGCUACUGCUGGAGUACAUGAUGCUACUCCCACACCAACUAGAGGAACUAAUUCUGAUCAUUCCAGAAAGCUUGGUUUCAUUUCAAAGUGUGUUAUAUCUCCCCUUAACAAGGGAAAGUCUCCAAGUUUUAAGAAACAUGAGGAGGAUUUGGACCUUAUAAUGGAAUCUGAUAGCGAACUGGAUGAACCAGCUCAAGUAGAACAGGACACUGAUAGCAUUCCUGGAAGUACAGUGCCUUAUGUAGAUGACAAGUCAUGGGCUGAUUGCAGGGUUGAGGACUAUAUUCUUGUCUUAACUAGAAAGACUCAUGAUGGUGAAAAGACCAUGAGAUUAGAAGCCCAGGUUAAAAUUAGCAUGGAGUAUCCUCUUAGGCCACCUCUUCUUAGACUGAGACUUUAUGCUUCACAUCAUGAAGAGAGCUAUUGCGAGGUAGAUUACUCUGAGUGGUAUAAUGAACUCCGUGCCAUGGAGGCAGAGGUAAAUGUUCACAUAAUGAAAACAAUUACCCCAGACCAAGAAAAUAACAUCUUAGCUCAUCAAGUCCAUUGUCUUGGUAUGCUGUUUGACUUUUACGUGGAUGACAGGGCAACCUGCGACAGGGCAACCUGCUCUGAGAAAAGAAUGAGUACUUCUGUAAUUGAUGUUGGUCUGUGCAAACCUGUCGGUGGUCAGCUUGUUGCCAGAUCUUUCCGAGGUAGGGACCGAAGAAAAAUGAUCUCAUGGAAAGACAAUACAUGCACACCUGGUUAUCCUUAUUAGUUAUUAGGAUAUGCUUUCAGGUCAAAGGACAGAAUGCCAGCAGCUCUAAGUAGCUUUCGAGUUCCACCGGUAAACAUGAAUAGCAAUACUCUCAAUAUUUCUAUACUGUAUCAUGCAUUGCAGGUUUGUUUUUGUCUGUGAUUUGUACAAUGUAGCCUUUCUGUGCUGUAUUAUGCAUAUCCAAUCAGUAUCAUAUCUGGUUGUGUAAGUUCAUUAUAUCGUAUUGACUUUAAAGCCAUUAUCGGGAUUGCAUUUGAAUAUAUAGAUGAACUGUUUUCGUUGGUUAA